AUGAAUACUUUGAAGUCGCUUUUUGUUCUUCUUGGUUUCAUAUACCAUACAUAUUCGUAUUCUACUGUACCGUGCAAAAAAAUAUGCAUUCUAAACAACCGGAAGUGUGUGACUAGUGGAGGAUAUGACGUUUAUAAGACUGUUGUAAAUGGAGUUAAAGGCUUGAAUGCACCUUUAGACCCAUUACAUAUAGAAAAAAUUGAAGGAGUAUUGGAAAACGUAAAAUAUAAAUUAACUAACAUCACACUGAAGGGUUUGAAAGGCUGUACAGUCACGAAACUAAAAUUAAACGUGACUUCAACUAAAUAUGGUCAAUAUCUGCAUUGUCCUAAAUUGAUUUCACAUUUUCGCUUCGAAGCUCAGGGAAACACGAAAAAACCAGUGCUUCGUGGAAAAGGAACGGCUACAGUAGCUGCUUAUAAUUAUGAUAUACUUAACUAUGGGCUAUAUUCAGUAUUUGUAAAUGAUGAUCACAGGCCGCAUUUCUUUAUUGUUACUCAACACUCAAAAACUAACCUUAAAGGAAAACUGGAAUUUGCAAUCACCAACGCCCAUCUCAUUGACACCAAUAAAGUAAAUGAAACAGUUAAGUACAUGAACGACCGUUGGAGGGGAACCGAAAAAUUCCUACAUGCACCCAUUGUCCAGAAAGCCAUGACAAUAUUAGUAUAUUCAAUUGACAAAUACAGUCAUAAGCGUACAAUGGGAGAAUUACUGCCUGAAAAGAAGCACCAACAUUAUGAGAAGUUUUAG
Messenger RNA from Arctia plantaginis, 753 nucleotides. The record is from the annotation of a GenBank genome assembly. Lineage: Eukaryota; Metazoa; Arthropoda; Insecta; Lepidoptera; Erebidae.